Messenger RNA from Mandrillus leucophaeus (drill), 1022 nucleotides. It is a transcript of the gene ZMAT5, whose product is annotated as zinc finger, matrin-type 5. The record is from RefSeq and is a predicted model, not a curated record. Gene Ontology annotation, cellular component: U12-type spliceosomal complex. The transcript has 7 exons. The coding region runs from base 251 to 763 and encodes 170 amino acids. NCBI's taxonomy places the organism in Eukaryota, Metazoa, Chordata, Mammalia, Primates, Cercopithecidae. Gene Ontology annotation, molecular function: zinc ion binding.
GGAGCCCGGAGCUGCCGCCACCGGGGAGCCAGGUACCUUCCGCCAGACGCCGAGGGGCGAGUCCUAGUCUCUUUUCCCCGCAUUGGAAGACUUGAGCGCUUCCGUGUUUGGUCUCUGUCACCCAGGCUGGAAUGUAGUGGUGCAGUCUCAGCUCACUGGAGCCUUGACCUCCUUGGGCUCAAGCUAUCCUCCCACCUCAGCCUCUCAAAUAGCUGGGACUACAGGCAGCAAACACCUGCUCUGAGUGGCCAUGGGGAAGCGAUACUUCUGUGACUACUGCGACCGCUCCUUCCAGGACAACCUCCACAACCGCAAGAAGCACCUGAACGGGCUGCAGCACCUCAAGGCCAAGAAGGUCUGGUACGACAUGUUCCGAGAUGCAGCUGCCAUCUUGCUGGAUGAGCAGAACAAGCGGCCCUGCAGGAAGUUUCUACUGACAGGCCAGUGCGACUUUGGCUCCAACUGCAGAUUUUCCCACAUGUCAGAGCGAGACCUGCAGGAGCUGAGCAUCCAGGUGGAGGAGGAGAGGCGAGCCAGGGAGUGGCUACUAGAUGCUCCCGAGCUCCCCGAGGGCCAUCUGGAGGACUGGCUGGAGAAGAGAGCCAAGAGGCUGAGCUCAGCCCCAAGCAGCAGGGCUGAACCCAUCAGAACCACUGUCUUCCAGUACCCCGUGGGCUGGCCACCAGUCCAAGAGCUGCCCCCAUCCCUGCGGGCACCCCCACCUGGGGGGUGGCCCCUGCAGCCCAGAGUCCAGUGGGGCUGAGCCCCUUGCCCCCGACUGACCCCCACGUGGUCACUUUUCUCAUCAGUCACAAGCAGGAAGCCAAGCCCUGUUCCUGUGACGCCGCAUGGAGGCUCUGAGACCAUCUGCUGGCCUCACGGAGGCUCAGGACACGGCCGCAGCAAGGGUAGCCCUGGGUCUGCACCGGGCAGCUCCUGCCCGCUCUCCUCCACCUGCCUCCUCCUCCUCAUCAAGAUGGGGCAGAAAACUUCCAGAUGUUUAUAAAGAAAGUCUGUUGCCA